UUCCAGACGUGGUUUCAACUUAUUUCAUGCAACACGUAACUCAUCGCAACCUGGUAGAAAAAAAACUAGCCGUAAAGUACCACUAUCACUUAUUACCCCAAUGAAUACUAAAUUUGAACACAUUAAAGAAUCUCUUACUGUAUACAACGCUUUAACAGAAUUGUGCUUCCGUACUUGUGUUCGAGAAUUUAAUCAUCACAAAUUAAUUGAAUCAGAAACGAAUUGCGUCCACAACUGUUUUAACUUCUGUUGCACAUUUUGUUGUGCAAGCGUCAAAAUGAAUAUUAUAUCAGAACUUGGUUAUCGCCAAGAUGGCCGGCUCCCACACGAAAUUCGAAACAUUAAUUUCAAAAUGAAUGUGUAUUCUCAAGCUGAUGGUUCAUCAUAUUUUGAACAAGGCAACACUAAAGUCCUUUGUGCAGUGUAUGGUCCGCACGAACCCAAGCAACGAAGUCGUAUUAUGGAAGACCGUUGUAUUAUUAAUUGCCAAUAUAGUAUGGCAACAUUUUCAACGACUGAACGAAAAGAGCGUCCACGAGGAGAUCGUCGGUCACGUGAAUUUGCUCGAUUGAUGGAAAAGGCUUUCGAGUCAGCAAUUCUCACCGAAUAUUAUCCUCGAUCUCAAAUCGAUAUAUUUUUCGAACUUUUGCAAGCAGAUGGUAGUCAUCUAGCAGCAUGCGUGAAUGCAGGGACAUUAGCUUUAGCUGAUGCUGGUGUACCAAUGCGUGGUUUAGUUGCCGCAGCAUCAUGUGCUUGUUCAUCUGACGGAGUCCCUUGCGUAGAUGUUUGUUCUCGUGAAGAAACUAGUUUAAUUCCUAGAAUAACAAUAGCUACAAUAUCAGGGCAAAAGGAGAUUGUACUAACUGAAUUGCAAAAUAGAUUACAUAAAAAUCAUUUGUCUUCACUUUUGGAAGCAGCCAAAAAAGCAACAACUUAUGUUCAUUCUUGUCUUGAGGCAGCUGUAACAUCUCAUAUUGUUCAUGCUAUAGGAUUGCCAUCUGAUGCUAAUGAUGACGAUGGGUUGUUAUAA
Thelazia callipaeda (thelaziosis nematode) is the source of this 1030-nucleotide messenger RNA. NCBI's taxonomy places the organism in Eukaryota, Metazoa, Nematoda, Chromadorea, Rhabditida, Thelaziidae. The record is from the annotation of a GenBank genome assembly.